AUGAUCAUUAAUGCGUUGAAGUUCUCACUUCUAUUUGUCUUAUUGUCAACUUUAUUCACGACUACUUUGUGCCGAAGAAAAGAACUGCCUAAAGAUUUAAAAGAAAUAUUUAAACUUCAUAAAUACUAUCGUAAUUCAAUUCUACUUUGUCAGGUACCAGGCCAACCUCCAGCUAAAGAUUUAGAGAACAUUCGCUGGAGUAAAAGGUUGGCUAGAAAUGCUCAAAGACUGGCCGAUAAAUGUGAUAUUAAAGCCGAAUUUUUCAAUGAAAAAUUACUUGAUCAUUAUGAAUCUGUAGGCCAGAAUAUUGCCGAAGCUGAUUCUGUUAAGAGUGGAAUGGAAAAAUGGUUUAGAGAAUCUGAUCAUUAUGAUUACAAAACUGAUAAAUGUACUAAAAGAUGUGCCAACUACAAACAGAUGGUUUGGGCCAAGACAAGACAUGUUGGAUGUGGCAUUAAACAGUGUAAAGGAAAAUUGAUGUUAGUAUGCAAUUAUGCUCCAGCAUCUGAUGAUAAGGGAAGACCGUAUGAAGAAGGAAGUAAAGAACAGUGUGUACCACUGAAAUAA
Trichobilharzia regenti is the source of this 567-nucleotide messenger RNA. NCBI's taxonomy places the organism in Eukaryota, Metazoa, Platyhelminthes, Trematoda, Strigeidida, Schistosomatidae. The record is from the annotation of a GenBank genome assembly.